Molecule: messenger RNA, 2947 nt
Organism: Lytechinus pictus (painted urchin)
Lineage: Eukaryota; Metazoa; Echinodermata; Echinoidea; Temnopleuroida; Toxopneustidae
Exons: 7
Coding region: 550-1500 (316 amino acids)
Source: RefSeq, a predicted model, not a curated record
GGUAGACAAAAGUUCGCAGCGUUUCCUAUAAACAGUAGAAUAGAUCUUUUAUCGCGUUAAGUUCCUUCUCGAGUAUAUAUCAUAAUUACGCUACACUUGAACAUGGGUUAGGUCUGUCCGUUUUUCAAUAGGCUUUUCAUCACUGGCAUUCCUUUCAGUGUCCAAUCUUGUUGUCCCACACGACGCUCAUCAUUUAGGUCCAUUGUCAAUAAAGAAUAUAUACAUUGUUCGCUUGUAUUGUCCACCCGGUUCGCCACCCCACGCUCUUUGAGCAUACGAUCACAGAGAAAGCGAACCGCCCGGCCCCACGGCUUGGUGUUGCCUAGUAACCCAGAGUGAUAUGACACGCACCACUGGUACCGAGACAGUGUCCCGCUCCAUAAUACCACACGGGGUGUCAGCAUGUUGUGAAUAAAAAUGAGCUGGUACCAGUUCUGUGCUCAAUCGUUCUAAAACCAUGGAGAAUCCUUUCCAAGGCUGACAAAUCCUGAACUCAGCACAGGAUUUUCUGGACACUUUCUGGGUCGAGGCACGAAGUAGGAAUCUACCAUGGCAUCAACUCAAACGAUGUUCAUGAACUGGAAGGUUCCUUCUCGCCUCUACAACCAAGAUCCAACUACUACUGCACUGGCUGGUACACCUCCAGACAAGACAGGCUAUAGUAAAUUCACAGAUCACAGAAAAGUGUCCAAGCUUGCAGGUCAGAUCCCGCCGUCGUACCUGACACGGAAGACCCAUGACCCCACGACGACGACCCACUUUCCCCCGAAACAAGGGAUGCUUCGUCAGAUGAGAGAGAAGGAGAUGGAAGAACAGAUCAUGAGGGAGAAAUACGCAAUGGAGAAACAGAAACCAAAGGAACCCUCAUCUAGAAUCACACGCUUCCCUGCAAUGCCAAUGCUAUCGGCAAAACUCAAUGUGAAACAAACAAGUGAUCGGCCACGCGAUGCUGGGGUAAUGCCCGUCCCUAACAACGCUGUGACCAUGUCUGGGAGGAUUAGGAGUGAUAUCACACAGGAGGAUAAGAAUUACAUCACCAAGGCUAACAAAGCACCCAGUCAAACCGAAACAUCCAAGGUGGUCAACAAGUGGCUUGAAUCCGCAAGUGACAAAGAGCGUGAUUUGGCAUUCCAGUUUUUUGGCUCUCUUGCUGGCAAGAAGCUCAUGGGCGGCGACCAGGCAUCACCAGAGGGAAGAUCUAAGAAGAGCGCCCCCUGCAACGUUUGUGAUACAACGAGGCUCAAGGAUGUUCUGGGUGUCCUGAAAACGACCGGAGGGCCUAUCUCCAGCAGUGACAAAGACCUCCGGCCCGGUGAAUCCAACAGGCGCCGCCUUCGUCUCCUGUCCCCGUUCACACGGCGACACAAGGAUGAAAUGCAGUCGUGGCACCAUCUACCGACAUUCCGUCACCGCGGCCCCGUGUCCAACACCAUUGGACUGUUCACCCAGCCGCAUAAACCCGUGCAACGCCACUUCACCAUACACCCUGAAUGGGAUUAGAUCAUCUCUCAUUUCAAAAUCUUUGUUAAUCUGUGUCUAGCGUAAACAUCUCAAUCUUUUAGCAAGCCUUUCAAGAGAAAUAAGUUUGAAACUUUUGAAAGCUAUUUUUGUUUAUGCAAUUAGGAAAUAUGAUUAUUGUGUGAUAAUGCAUUUCUACCAUCGAGAUAAUUUUAUGUAUGACCAACAGAAAUUUUGUACAUAUUUUGAAAGCAAGCAUUAGACUAAAUUACAGCAUAAAUAACUUUUGAUAUUUUCUACUUUCACUUAAAAUAAAUGUUUCCAAAAUAUCUAAAGAUAACUAUGUCACGUUUAAUGUGAUUUUGAAAUGAGUCAUUUCUUUAUUAAGAGGAAUUCCACCCGAUACCACGUUGGUUUUAUGAUAAAGCAGAAACAUGAGAGAGAUAUCAAUGAACAAGAAAAAAAGUUUGAUGAAAUCAAUGAUAAAGCAGAAACAUGAGAGAGAGAUAUCGAUGUACAAGAAAAAAAGGUUUGAUGAAAUCAAUCAAAAGUUUGCAAGGUUAUGUUAAAGUUGUAUAUUUGGGGCAGUCAGUUACUCUUGAACAUAUGUUGUGAACUACAAAAAACAGCAAUUUAUGCAAAUUAAUGAUGUAUAUCAUAUCAAAGCGCAGCUCAUGAGUCAAUUUUAAAAAUCCAUAACUUUUUCUUUUGAUAUCUUUCUCUUGUUUUUCUGUAUUAUUACAAAGCAGCUUGGCAGGUGGACUUCUUUAAAUGGUGGUUUUUAAUUCUACAACUUUUACUUGUUUUAUAAUAUAAGAUGUCACUGGCAUUGCCAGUGCUUAUUUUGAAUAUAUUCCAUCCAUUGGGAAAUUGCAGUUGGUAACAUAUGUAUAUGAUUCCUGACGUGUGACUUACAUACUAUAUGUGGGUAUAAUGUGACUAAAUUUUAGUACUUAACUUUCACAUUGAUGGGGGAAACUAAUAAUGUAAAGUAAUUACAAAUGUGUUGACAUCGUAGAGUACUGUAUAUAAAACAUAAUAAAUUAUACAUGGAUACUUAUGAUCUCAAUUUCAAUUAUCUUUUUCAUUUUUGGUUGAUCCAAAGAUUCUUCUCUUGGAGUGUGUCUUCUUUUUUCUUUCUGAAAUAUUUUAAUCUUCCGCAUUUGUUUUAUUCUGUAAAGUAUUACUUACAUGUAUGUAUGCCAUUUACUGUUUUAAUCUUCUUUUUAAACAUCCAGUCAAAUGCGAUAUAGCAAGCCACUGGGAAGUUCAAAAUCGACAAAUAUUUUCUGUGAACGACAGAUCAAUAUUACAUUGCACAUCACUUAAUUUAAUUUUAAAUUUAAAAUGAGCACAUUUGGGGUUAAAUUAUAAAUCUUCAUGCAUUUCAUGUGUACCAAACCCCCAUUGAAAAUUCCAGGUCAGUAGACACUGCAAUUAGGGAAAGAUGAACAUAAAUAAAAAAUAAAAACAAUACAGACACUGGAUU